CUGCGGCAGCGGGGAUCGGAUCGCAGCGGCCAUGGCGGCGGCGACAGCGGCGGCCCCGGGGGGGCCCGGCCCGGUGCCGGGGGCGCCCAAGCUGGGGGUGGAGUCGGUGAAGGGGCAAGUGUUCGACGUGGGGCCGCGAUACACGGACCUGCAGUACAUCGGGGAGGGGGCGUACGGCAUGGUCUGCUCGGCCUACGACCACGCGAGCAAGAUCCGGGCGGCCAUCAAGAAGAUCAGCCCCUUCGAGCACCAGACCUACUGCCAGCGCACCCUGCGCGAGAUCAAAAUCCUGCUCCGCUUCCGGCACGAGAACAUCAUCGGGAUCAACGACAUCCUGCGGGCCGCGGCCAUCGACCACAUGCGCGACGUGUACAUCGUGCAGGACCUGAUGGAGACUGACCUGUACAAGCUACUGAAGACGCAGCAGCUGAGCAACGACCACAUCUGCUACUUCCUGUACCAGAUUCUGCGCGGCCUCAAGUACAUCCACUCGGCCAACGUGCUGCACCGCGACCUCAAGCCCAGCAACCUGCUCAUCAACACCACCUGCGAUCUCAAGAUCUGUGACUUUGGUCUGGCCCGCAUCGCCGACCCGGAGCAUGACCACACUGGCUUCUUGACGGAGUAUGUGGCUACCCGCUGGUACCGCGCCCCUGAGAUCAUGCUCAACUCCAAGGGCUACACCAAAUCCAUCGACAUCUGGUCGGUGGGCUGCAUCCUGGCGGAGAUGCUCUCCAACCGGCCCAUCUUCCCUGGCAAGCACUACCUGGACCAGCUCAACCACAUCCUGGGGAUCCUGGGGUCUCCCUCGCAGGACGACCUGAACUGCAUCAUCAACAUGAAGGCGCGGAAUUACCUGCAGUCGCUGCCCCAGAAGGCCAAGGUGCCCUGGCCCAAGCUGUUCCCCAAGGCUGACCCCAAAGCCCUCGACCUGCUGGACAAGAUGUUGACCUUUAACCCCAACAAGCGCAUCACUGUGGAGGAGUCGCUGGCUCACCCCUACCUGGAGCAGUACUACGACCCCUCAGACGAGCCGGUGGCCGAAGAGCCCUUCACUUUCGACAUGGAGCUUGACGACCUGCCCAAGGAGAAGCUGAAGGAGCUGAUCUUCGAGGAGACGGCGCGGUUCCAGCCAGGCUACCAGGGGCCGUGAGCGCUGGUCCGUCACGCUCCAGCCUAGACCUGCCUCCCUCUGAGAAGGUUUCGACCUGGCCCCUGCGCCCGGAGCGCCCCUCGGACUCUGACUGGGGGGCUAGGGGGCCCUGCCCGAGGGGGCCAGCCCUGCCAUUGUGCUGUAUAACUGCUUCGCAAUGUGGCUGUGACUCCUUAACCCCCCCAGGCUGUGCCUCUGGGGGGGCCUGGCGGGGGGACCCAGUGCCCCCCUGAUUCCUGGAUGUGGAGGGGGAAUCUCUCCUGCUUUGUAUCUAAUGAGUUAACAAUUGUAAUUAGCCCCUGCCUGCUGCUGGGAAUGUGUGUGUGGGGGGGGAGACUGGGGGGUACUCCCCUAGGAGUUCCUAUUGCCCCCAGUUCCUGUCUGUGUCAUGGGGGGGCAGGGCUGCCCCUCCCAUAGGGGGAUAUUCGUGCCCACCCAGCUAAUAUUUGUGUGUUGGGGUGGGGCUGGGAGCAGGUCCAGCCCCUUCCCCUUCCUUCCCUGCCUGCUCUAGUCUGGCAGGGAGGGGGGAGAAUUUCUCCUCCUGCCUGGCCUGGGUGCGAAGUGAUGAGCCAGGGCUGGUGGCUUCCCUGGGGGGAAAGAACCGCGGAGUCCGGGGGGGGGGGUUGGGGUGGGCAGAGAUUUGUAUUUUCAGUCCUCCCCCACACCUGGGGGUGCCAUCUCCGUUCAAAGGGCUACGGCAGCACCUGAUGCCUCCUCUUGGAGCCCCCCCAACUGACCUGCACAUGAACCCCGGAACCUGGGUUCUGUACCCUCCACCCCCUCCAAAACCCACUAACAACACUCCCUCCCAGAGCCGGGAGAGAACCCCGGUGUGCUGGCUCCCAGCCCCCCACUCCCCUCCCAGAGCCAGGGAGAGAACCCUGGAGUCCUGGCUCCCAGCCCCCCACUCCCCUCCCAGAGCCAGGGAGAGAACCCUGGAGUCCUGGCUCCCAGCCCCCCACUCCCCUCCCAGAGCCAGGGAGAGAACCCCGGUGUGCUGGCUCCCAGCCCCCUACUCCAACAAAAGACUGGAUCUGAAGGAUCCUGUGGUUUUGUGAAGGGGCCACUGGGAGCUCAGACUCCUGGGUUCUACACCUCCCCCACCCCCAUCUGUGCCUCAGUUUCCCUUUAUGAUUGGCUGCCAACCUGUCUGCAAUGUGGGCUGAUUGCUGGUCCUCCCUGCCCCACCAGCCACAGCCCCCUCAUGUAUGGGGGGGCCCCACGGGCAGCCUGCCCCCUAAGUGGGGGAAGCCGGCGUGUUGUCCGGCCCUGUGGGGUGGAAUUGGCUGGGCUCUGGUGACCCUGCUAUGGAACUGUACAGACCCCCCCAAUAAACCGUUCUGAAUCCCA
Messenger RNA from Caretta caretta (loggerhead turtle), 2503 nucleotides. RefSeq names its product mitogen-activated protein kinase 3 (gene MAPK3). Lineage: Eukaryota; Metazoa; Chordata; Testudines; Cheloniidae. The record is from RefSeq and is a predicted model, not a curated record. Gene Ontology annotation, biological process: protein phosphorylation. Gene Ontology annotation, molecular function: MAP kinase activity; ATP binding.